AUGGCGACGCAUACGGCCAUGACCCAGGGCAACGAUCCCAACGUGCGAAGCUCGCUCGAACGAAACGUGGGCAUUCUUCACUUGGUAUCACCUAAGGAGCACGGCUGGAACGGCGUCCUUCGAAAAAGGCAAGUCCACGAGAUCAGUGAAGAUGGCGAGGUGCUCCACCUGAAAGAUUACUAUAGCGAUGCAAAGGAAUUUGACCGAAGAGAGGCUGCCAAGCAUGGAAAGAGCAAUGAGAGUCAGACUGCACCAAGCUCGGAAAACAAGAGCAACGGUGCUGCAUCUUCUGAAUCUAGGAAGACUGCCGGAGAUGCAACCGCCGUUGAAGGAACCCAGGAGCAGAAGAGUGCCGACGCGACUAUCUCCAGUGACAAAGCUCAAGACGUCAAGGUUGACGAUGCGCCCUCGGAGGAGAUUCCUCAGUCUGAUGUAGAAAUUUUGAAGGAUUUGCUGGACGAGGCCACGACUGAUGAGCUCAUCACCCUCGACACCAAGAUUCGAGCCGACCCAAAGGCAAGGCCGAAGACACAUGGCUUUGAAAUCCGCCGGAUCUUUGCGUCGAGAAUCGACACCGAGGCUGGUUCGGAUGGCAUCAUCCAGGCAAAGGCUGCAAACAAUGCCGGCAAGCAGAACCGGGGCAAUCGAGGUAAUCGCUCGCGUCACGGACAAGGAGGUCAGACGCAGAUCGGCAAGUACCUACACUUCUCCCUCUACAAGGAGAACAAGGAUACGAUGGAAGCCAUCAGUCACCUAUCACGUGUGCUCAACAUGAAGCCCAACUUCUUCAGCACUGCAGGUACCAAAGAUCGUCGGGCCGUCACUGUCCAGCGCGUGAGCAUUCGUGGCCGAGAUCCCAGGGGAAUGUUUUCCGUCAACGCCCGGCUCCACGGUAUCAAGAUUGGAGACUUCAAGUUCUCGGAUAAGAGCCUCUUUCUUGGUAGUCACAGCGGAAAUGAGUUCACAAUCGUUAUGAAGGACUGCGAGUUCCAGGAGACCGAAGGCGAAUCAUUUGAGCGUAAGCUUGAGAUCGCACAAUCAACUCUGGACAAAGCCCUUGCCGACAUCUCCAAGAAUGGCUUCAUCAACUACUUUGGUACUCAGCGCUUCGGUACUUUUGAGAUUGGUACGCACAUUCUUGGUAUGAAGCUGUUGAAGGGUGACUUUAAGGGGGCCGUUCUCGACCUGCUGGCCUAUGACCCUGUCAUGGCUGCCAAAGACCCAUCACGUUUGCAAGGCAGCGGCGAGUUUGUUCGCACGGACGACAUCUUCCGAGCCAAAGCAUUGGCAAAGUACGACGAGACUGGAGAUCCCGAAGAAGCAGUCAAAUGUCUCCCGCGCAGAUGCAACACUGAGUUCGCCAUUCUGAAACACUUGAGUAAGCAGCGCAACGAUUUCCACGGUGCAAUUCUGUCUAUCACGAGAAAUAUGCGGACCAUGUACCUGCACGCUUAUCAGUCCCUCGUCUGGAACUUUGCUGCCAGCAAGCGCUGGGAGUUGUUUGGCGCCACUGUCGUCAAGGGUGAUUUGGUCUAUACCACAGGUGACGAUUCAACCAAGACCGAGGGUGCCAACGGCGAGGACUACGAGGAGAAUAUCCACCUCCAAGAUACCUCCUCGGAUGAUAAGGGAUUCUGGAGAAAUGUUCGAGCCCUGACUGCUGAGGAUGUUGCCGGUGGAAACUACACCAUCACCGACAUCGUGUUGCCAAGCCCCGGUACAAGAGUCGUCUAUCCUGACAAUGAGAUUGGCGAGUUCUAUAAGGAGUUUAUGAGCAAGGACGAGAACGGCGGUCUGGACCCCGACAACAUGCAUCGCUCGCAACAGCCAUUCAGCCUCACCGGCGAUUACCGCAAGUUCAUGGGGACAUUCAUCAGCGCGCCCGUCGGUUCUGUCCUUGCUUACGCCCACGAUCAUGAUCAGCUGGUGCCGACUGAUUUUGACCUAAUACAAGAGCGCAGAGCCAAAGAGCGUGCAGAGGCAGCGGCUGCCAACGGAGGAGCCCCUUCCAAGUGGCAAGCAUUCUCCACGAGCGUCAAGGAGAACGAACGCCAGGAAGCAAGGGAAAAUGUUGCAAGAAGAAAGGCUGAGAGUCUGGGAGACGAUGCUUCAGAGGUCAGAAUGAAGGACACUUGGGUACAGACAUCCGUGGACGGCAGUAAGAAGCGAGUCAAGGUCGGAACUCACUCAACAGAGGCCGAUCCCGAGAACGUCGCAGCACAAGACGCCGGUGCCAUGGAGGUUGAACAGCCCACAACUGCCGCGCUAGAGACCUCUUCUGAGAUUGCUGCGGGAGCUUCGAAGCAGACGGAAUCUGGUGGCAAAGAUGCCCCAGAGGUUAGUACGACAUCCGCCCCCUCCACCAAGAUGAACCUCUCGAUCUACUUGAGAAGACUACUUUUCAAGCUCUACGACUGUACAAUCGGAGGACUACUGAGAGUCUUCGGCGCUAACAAGCUUACCCACAAGGCAUCCCCCAUCCCCAUUGCUCACCAGUCCGCUGAGCCCGCCCAGACAAUUCCCACGAAUACUAACACGCAGGGUCCCGAGACUAACCCCAGUCGAGAUGCGGCCCCCAUUCAGGCCUCGGAUGAGCCGAUGACCGAUGCUCCCGUCCCGGCCACAGAACAGAAGAUCGCAGUCAUCCUGAAGUUCUCUCUCCCCCCGAGUGCCUAUGCCACGACGGUGCUUCGCGAACUUCAGGGCUACGUGCCUCAGAACAGCGAGGUCUCUGCCUGA
Messenger RNA from Neoarthrinium moseri, 2739 nucleotides. RefSeq lists its product as uncharacterized. Gene Ontology annotation, molecular function: pseudouridine synthase activity; RNA binding. NCBI's taxonomy places the organism in Eukaryota, Fungi, Ascomycota, Sordariomycetes, Amphisphaeriales, Apiosporaceae. The transcript has 4 exons. Bases 1 to 2739 code for a protein of 912 amino acids. Gene Ontology annotation, cellular component: nucleus. The record is from RefSeq and is a predicted model, not a curated record. Gene Ontology annotation, biological process: pseudouridine synthesis.